This is a messenger RNA of Anthostomella pinea, 771 nucleotides long. Lineage: Eukaryota; Fungi; Ascomycota; Sordariomycetes; Xylariales; Xylariaceae. The record is from the annotation of a GenBank genome assembly.
AUGGCGAAAAUCACGGAUGAGCGCCGGGAGGAAAUCUCGAAGAGGCUUGCAGCAUUCCUAGAGCAUCCCACGACCCUCAUCGAAGAGAUCGACCAACUUGAUUCCUACAUCAGCGCGAGGCCGGUUCGUAACACUGUACCCGCGCACAUCGACGAACUCGAAAGAAGACUUGACCUUUGCAGAGAAAUCAAGCGAUCACUCAUCGCCGAGGAUGAAGAUGGUAUCAUGACGGCAGCGCUCUGGGCGACUCUUCUGACUGGAAAUAUCGACUGCCUUCAAGAGUGCAAAAAUAUGCCGGACCGACCUCACCGUGCAUUCGUCGUUACAAUGUCUAUAAGCACACUAUCUAAGUUGUCGGCAAAGGAACCACUUCUGCUCGAGAUCUUCCUAACCAAAACUCCCGGGCCUCUCGACACAAGCCUCGACACUAUGCCGACUAAGAGAGCUCCUGAUGCCCAAGAAGAAUCUACAGAAGCAGGACACUGCAGGCAGCGCGGUAACAACGCUUGUGUCAUCACCGGCCGUUCGAAUCCGGAGGUAUGUCACAUUUUCCCGCACUCCAGUCUUAACAACCCUACAACGCGUCGCUGUACCCGCGAAGCCCUGGGGAUUCUCGGGAGUAUGUACGGGCGGGAGUCUAUUCGACGCUGGAAGGAGGUCCUCCUCGUUAACGAAGGCAACAUCACGGAUCAACCGCAGAACAUGAUAUCUAUGUGCAGUCUCUUGCACCAAUGGUGGGGUGAAGGAAAGUUCGCCUUGAAGCCUAUCUAG